AUGAAGUUUCGAGUUUUUAUUUUGUUUUUAUUCUUAAUUAGUCAAAUAAAGGCAGCAAAUAUUCUAGCUAUAUGGCCGGUCGUGAGCCGAACACAUUUUACACUUGGAAUGACAUUGUUUGAGAAGCUAGCUGAAAAUGGACAUACAGUGACACUAGUGAGCCCAUUUGAUCAACGAGAGUCUCAUGAAAAUAUUAAGCUAGUAAAGCUUGCUGGAACCACAGAAGCUGCAAUGCAUGGGAACAGGACUAGUUUCUUGGAAUUGAAAGAUUUAUCGAUUCUUCAGACUUUAAAUGAACGAGUAAAAAAUGGAGCUGCAAUGGCUGAAUUUACAAUUCAGCAUGAUAAGUUGUUGAAUGUUUUGGGCUCUGGAGAAAAGUUUGAUCUUUUUAUUUAUGAUGCUUAUUACAAUGAUGCUUUGCUGGCCAUCGCAUACUUCCAGAAGAUUCCAGCAAUUGCUUUCAGCUGUGUUGGUCCAAAUCAACAAACCAAUAAAAUGACAAGAAAUCCAGUAAAUCCAGCUUAUGAUGUGAACAUGCUCCUGGGAUUAAGUGAUACAAUGAGCUACAUGAAUAGAGUGAGAAACACAGCCGUGACAUUGGUUGAGCUCUUUCAUUAUUACUUCAUUUACAUCCCACAACAGAACAAACUCCUUAAAGACAAUUUCAAUGACUUAGAAGACCAAAAAGUUCCAAAUAUCCUCGAUUUAAUUAACAAUGUCAAUUUAGUCUUCAUAAAUUCACAUCCACUAAUCCAACCAUCUCGAGUUCAUCCACCAAAUAGCAUAGAAGUCGGUGGAAUGCAGUUAAGAACGCAAAACAAAGAAAUCCAUCAGGAUCUCACCAACAUAAUGAACAAAGCAAUGUACGGCAUAAUUUACGUCAGUCUUGGAGGAAAUGUUCGUUCGAUAGAUUUACCGAAAGAAAAGCUUGACAUAUUUAUUAAUGUGUUUACAUAUUUAAACUCAAAAGAUAUUGUCGUAUUAUGGAAAUAUGAGGGAAUAGAUUUAAAGGAGAGACAGCCACACAGCACUGUAAUUGGUCCAUGGAUGCCGCAACAAGAGAUUCUAGCACAUAAAAAUCUCCGUGCAUUCAUAACACUCGGUGGUCUUUUAUCGUUGAUGGAGGCUGUUCAUUAUGCUAAACCAGUUAUUGGAAUUCCAAUUUUCAACGAUCAGAAACAUAAUAUGGCGCGAGUAACAAGUCAGGGCUAUGGCAUCCAACUCGAUUAUGACAAUUUAAGUGAAGACAUGUUAAGGAUGGCAAUUGAUAAAAUCUUUAAUGACACAACUUAUCGUGAUAAUGCUGAAAAGUUGUCGGAGCACAUCAAAGACAGUCCAAUUAAAGCGAUUGAUAAAGCAGCUUGGUAUGUAGAGCAUGUAAUAAAGACGAAUGGAGCAAAGCAUUUAAGAACAAAAGCAACAUUGUUAUCAUUCUGGAAAAUUCAUUUUAUUGAUCAAAUUCUUAUGGCAUUAACAUUCAUUACAUCUGUAAUCAUAACUUUAUUAUCGAUCAUGAAAUACUCAAAGGUAAAAUUCCAGAAGCGCAGAAAAUCACCGCAGCAUACAAUCAAAGGUAAAGCGGCGACGUCGGUGCGAAAGAACAAAUUUAAAUCAAAUUAA
Chironomus riparius is the source of this 1620-nucleotide messenger RNA. The record is from the annotation of a GenBank genome assembly. NCBI's taxonomy places the organism in Eukaryota, Metazoa, Arthropoda, Insecta, Diptera, Chironomidae.